UAGCUGCCAGAAAUGACCCCAUCCAUUGUUUUUUGCUAUGCAGCAAUGUUAUUAAACUAAGGAUACCAUUUCUUGUACCACAGACUCUCCUCUCCUACUAAGAGCACCCACCAUUCUUCACUACAAAUUCAUCUUCUUACAAACUGAAUUUGGAUUCAACUGUUGUCAUGGCUCUCAAUCUGUCUUCUCCAGCUGAAGUCAAAUCCAGUUUCUUCACCGAUUCCUUCAACUCUUCAUGCUUCACUCCGAAAUUCCCAGUGAGUUUUGCUUUGAAGAGAAAAGGGUGUGGAGGAGUAUCUGGAAGAAGAAUUCACUGUUCAGUGCAAACACCGCCACCUGCGUGGCCAGGGAGAGCGGUCGUAGAACCAGGUCGAAAGACUUGGGAGGGGCCAAAGCCCAUCUCCAUUGUGGGAUGCACUGGUUCAAUUGGAACUCAGACACUAGAUAUCGUGGCGGAGAAUCCAGAUAAGUUUAGAGUUGUUGCACUUGCAGCUGGUUCAAACAUUACUCUUCUUGCAGAUCAGGUAAGAAGAUUUAAGCCACAACUUGUUGCUGUUAGAAACGAGUCUCUUAUAUCUGAACUUGAAGAGGCAUUGAAUGACCUUGAAGAAAAACCUGAGAUCAUCCCUGGAGAGCAGGGAGUCAUUGAGGUUGCUCGUCAUCCAGAUGCAGUCAGUGUAGUCACAGGAAUUGUAGGCUGUGCAGGACUGAAGCCAACAGUUGCUGCCAUAGAAGCAGGGAAAGACAUAGCUUUGGCCAACAAAGAGACACUGAUUGCUGGAGGUCCUUUUGUUCUUCCUCUUGCUCAGAAGCACAACAUAAAAAUUCUUCCUGCUGAUUCAGAACACUCUGCCAUUUUUCAGUGUAUCCAGGGGUUGUCAGAGGGUGCACUUAGGCGAGUUAUUUUAACUGCAUCUGGAGGUGCUUUCAGGGAUUGGCCUGCUGAUAAACUGAAAGAUGUUAAAGUAGCUGAUGCAUUAAAACACCCUAAUUGGAAUAUGGGAAAAAAGAUCACUGUUGACUCUGCUACACUUUUUAAUAAGGGUCUAGAAGUGAUUGAAGCACAUUACUUAUUUGGAGCUGACUAUGAUAAUAUUGACAUUGUCAUUCAUCCACAAUCAAUCAUACAUUCAAUGAUUGAAACACAGGAUUCAUCUGUUCUUGCCCAGUUGGGCUGGCCUGAUAUGCGUUUGCCAAUCCUUUAUACUUUAUCAUGGCCUGACAGAAUUUAUUGUUCUGAAGUCACUUGGCCUCGCCUUGAUCUUUGCAAGCUUGGUUCACUUACAUUUAAAGCUCCUGACAAUGUUAAGUAUCCAUCUGUGAAUCUUGCCUAUGCUGCUGGCCGUGCCGGAGGCACCAUGACAGGAGUUCUUAGUGCAGCAAAUGAGAAAGCUGUAGAAAUGUUUAUCGAUGAAAAGAUUAGCUAUUUGGAUAUUUUCAAGGUUGUGGAGCUAACAUGUGAGAAGCAUCAGAAUGAAUUGCGAACCUCACCUUCCCUUGAGGAAAUUAUUCACUAUGAUCUGUGGGCUCGAGAAUAUGCUGCUAGUUUGCAGAACACUUCUAGCUUUACUCCUAUUCCUGCAUGAAGAACACCAUAAUUUAUGAGGGCAUUUAAUGUAAACAAUGUAGGAUGAAGCAUUUCCCAGAUAUUGAAAAAUGAAAAGGUUUUUACUGAUGGAAUCUUUAUAUUUUAAUACAUUUUACUUGAUCUUACAGUUUUA
Molecule: messenger RNA, 1721 nt
Organism: Lotus japonicus
Lineage: Eukaryota; Viridiplantae; Streptophyta; Magnoliopsida; Fabales; Fabaceae
Product: 1-deoxy-D-xylulose 5-phosphate reductoisomerase, chloroplastic
Exons: 12
Coding region: 168-1586 (472 amino acids)
Biological process (GO): isoprenoid biosynthetic process
Molecular function (GO): NADPH binding; 1-deoxy-D-xylulose-5-phosphate reductoisomerase activity; protein binding
Source: RefSeq, a predicted model, not a curated record